Messenger RNA from Laccaria bicolor S238N-H82, 540 nucleotides. RefSeq lists its product as uncharacterized. The record is from RefSeq and is a predicted model, not a curated record. The transcript is spliced from 3 exons. NCBI's taxonomy places the organism in Eukaryota, Fungi, Basidiomycota, Agaricomycetes, Agaricales, Hydnangiaceae. Bases 1 to 540 code for a protein of 179 amino acids.
AUGUAUUCACCAUUUACAGACUACUCGGCCUCGUCACACACCAAGUAUUGGUCUGUCCUUCCCCAUCUUUUGAACGCAUUCACUGACUCCUCGACAGAUCAGCAGGAUGUCGUUCUAGCCAUCACCAUACUUAUUACCAUCGUGGCCAUGUGGUACAUCCUCCAUCAGAUGAACGUGGUCAAGCCGGAGGUCAUCUAUGCCAGACGGAAAGUGCGUGGGACAAGCAUGGAAAAGCCGUCGGAUACGCUGGGAGCAACAUCCACACUCUUCGCAGGGGUUCCUGGAGACCUCGACACUAACCUGAUUCGUCGUCAACCCUUAUCAAUACUUCACCGGGAUAUUACGGACAUGGUCUGGAACCAACGGACCAUCCUCAACCCCUGGGUUCUCCGCCUCCAGACGAAGGACGUCUACCGAAUCUUAGCGGUUUCACGGGUCUUCGUCAAGGGCAUUCUACACUCCUGGAAGCUGUACAAGUAUCAGGAUUACUUAUACCCGUACCCUGAUCCCAUGAGCGAUACCCUCGAUUUAGCGAUUUAG